Messenger RNA from Thalassophryne amazonica, 4947 nucleotides. It is a transcript of the gene ocrl, whose product is annotated as OCRL inositol polyphosphate-5-phosphatase. NCBI's taxonomy places the organism in Eukaryota, Metazoa, Chordata, Actinopteri, Batrachoidiformes, Batrachoididae. Gene Ontology annotation, molecular function: inositol phosphate phosphatase activity; phosphatidylinositol-4,5-bisphosphate 5-phosphatase activity. The transcript has 24 exons. The coding region runs from base 343 to 3303 and encodes 986 amino acids. The record is from RefSeq and is a predicted model, not a curated record. Gene Ontology annotation, cellular component: membrane; cytoplasm. Gene Ontology annotation, biological process: phosphatidylinositol dephosphorylation; signal transduction.
GCUGCCGUUGCUGGAUUCUCCUCACAGAUGGGGAAUCGUCGACCUGGUUAAAGUCUGUGUCAUUGAAAGUGUUACAGAUUUUCUGCUAUGUAGUCUGACGACUUUACUUGGGAUGGUUUCCCGUACUUGGAGCGGCAGAGAAGGUAAACGGGAAAAUUUUAGGUUUCCUGAGAGCGGGAGACAGACUUCCCGGCGACCACAACAGCUGGCUAACAGGCUAACAGCUGUCACCCCGGAAGGCCGCCGGGUGGCGAUUUAACUUUGUGCGUGACGCCUGGAACGAACCAUCACAACGAAGUCCCUAGCAAAUGAUAAACUGCUCUAUCUAUUAUAUCGGUAAGAAUGGAUUCCUCUCUGAGUAUAAGCAACGACAAGUGCUUGGCAACCGUAAGAGGUCAGGAGCUGAGGUCUGGUCAGAAGGAGCCAAGACUACUGUCACUAAUUGAGUGCAAUGGAGAGUUUAUACUGGGUGUUUUGGCAACUCCUGAUGCCAUUGUGUCUUGUCCAGUGCCUCAGCUGUCGAUACCCAUCAAUGGUAACUUUGAAUUUGUACGAGAAGCUGAAGAAGCUCUUCUUAUAGACUUCUCAGCAGAUUCUUGUGUUAGAAUAAGAAUCAAAGGAGAAAAAGCCCCAGAGUUGCUGUUAGAAUUUCAAGAUGAUAGUUGGACACACACCUUCUUUACCCAGUUGAAGAGUGCACAAGAACACGUUUUGUCUAAAGUUACAACACCAAAAGCGAUGGAGCCUGUUGCGGCCCCAAGACGUCCAGCCCCAGUUCCAUUCCAAAGAGGAAAAAAGCCGACUACUUCUACGGGCAUUGGAGACAAACCAACAAAUACACAAAAUUCCAACCUUGAUAGCAGCACUCCAGCUAAUCAAACUGGCACAGAUGGAGAAAAUCCAGCUCAAUUGCUUGCAUCAGACUUUGGCUUUGAGGAAACCUUCAACCCCUCUUUUAAAGUGGAGGAAAAGAAGAACCACCAGAACCGCAUUGUUGCCUCUCGAGAACCUCCUCCUGUGCCCCCCCUACCUCCACGCAGAGGCUCUUAUGUUCCCUCUGCUCCUCUGCCUCCAGUACCCCCAAUUCCCAAAGGCAGAGACUUGUCAUCACAGGCCAAAGACAACUUAAUGACUUCCAACAAACCAGAUAGUUUUAGGUUAGAGUUUGACCGUAUGGACAGGCCACCCUCUUGGUGUGAAAGUCCAACCACAAACACCAUGAGACAGGGCAUGUUCUCCACUCAGGCAGGACAGCGGGAAUACCUCAUUAAACACCGCCUGGCUAAGAAGGAGAGGGAGUACGUGGAUAUCAAGACCUUCAGGGUUUUCACAGGUACAUGGAAUGUGAAUGGCCAGUCUCCAGACUGCAGCCUUGAGCCGUGGCUUUGCUGUGAUGCAGAACCUCCUGAUAUUUAUGCACUGGGGUUUCAGGAGUUGGACCUGAGCACAGAGGCUUUCUUUUACAUGGACUCUUCUAAGGAGCAGCUGUGGGUGGAAGCUGUAGAGAAGAGUUUGCACCCAGAAGCCAAGUACAAGAAAGUCCAAACUAUACGACUGGUUGGUAUGAUGCUGGUAGUCUUUGUCAAAAAGACACUCAAGAAUCACAUAAAAGAAGUGGCUGCAGAGCAUGUGGGCACAGGAAUCAUGGGAAAAAUGGGAAAUAAAGGAGGUGUUGCAGUGAGGUUUCUUUUCCACAACACUACCAUCUGCAUAGUAAAUUCACAUCUAGCAGCGCACGUGGAGGACUUUGAGCGCCGCAACCAGGAUUACAAAGACAUAUGUGCCCGCAUGACCUUCCACUUACUGGAUCACCCACCUCUCAGUGUUGUCAAACACGAUGUCGUAAUCUGGCUGGGAGAUUUAAACUAUCGUUUGUUUUUGUAUGAUGCUACAGAGGUCAAACAGCUCAUACAGCAGAAUGAGCUCAAAAAGCUUCAGGAGGUUGAUCAGCUGAACAUUCAGAGGCAGACUAAGAGAGUGUUCACAGACUUUAUGGAGGGGGAAAUUAACUUCAUUCCCACAUACAAGUAUGAUCCCAAAACCGAUCGGUGGGACUCGAGCGGGAAGUGCCGUGUCCCAGCUUGGUGUGACAGAAUCCUGUGGAGGGGCAGUAAUAUCAAGCAGCUCAGAUAUUGCAGUCACAUGGAGCUGCAAACUAGUGAUCACAAGCCUGUCAGCUCCCUCUUCAGUAUCGGGGUUAAAGUCAUAAAUGAGCCGCGCCACAAAAAAGUGUUUGAGGAGAUUGUUCGUGCAAUGGACAGAAUGGAAAAUGAUUUCCUUCCUUCUGUAACUCUGAGUAGGAGAGAGUUUACAUUUGAGAAUGUGAAAUUCCGACAGCUUCAGAAGGAGCGCUUUUUAAUAAAAAAUGAUGGGCAGGUCCCCUGUCACUUUGUCUUCAUUCCCAAACUUAAUGACACACAGUAUUGCAAACCUUGGCUCCGUGCCGAGCCAAGUGAUGGAUUCCUAGAGCCUAAUGAGACCUUGGAAAUUUAUCUGGAGGUAUAUGUCAGUAAGGAUUCUGUCACACUGCUGAACUCUGGAGAAGAUGCCUUGGAGGACAUUUUGGUGCUCCAUCUAGACCGUGGAAAGGACUACUUCCUGACUAUCUCUGGUAACUACUUGCCCAGCUGCUUUGGCACAUCGCUGGAAACUUUGUGCCGCAUGAAGAAGCCUAUCAGAGAGAUCCCCAUCACUAAACUCAUUGACCUGGGAGAGGACAACUACAUGGACAAGGAGAAGUCCAAGAUGAGCUUCCUGAUGGUUGAUGGUGCAAGCACUGAGGACAGGCCUCUGAAAAUCCCCAAGGAGGUCUGGAUUCUGGUCAACCACCUCUUCACGAGGGCCUGUAAACAGGAGGAUCUGUUUCAGACACCGGGCCUACAAGAGGAGCUGCAAGGUAUCAUCGACUGUCUGGACACCAGCAUUCCAGACUCCAUCCCUGGUUGUAACCAUUCUGUAGCUGAAGCACUGCUGAUCUUCUUGGAGGCCUUGCCGGAGCCAGUGGUGUGUUAUGAACUCUAUCAGCGGUGUCUGGAUUGUUCUCAUGACAGCAGACUUUGCAAAAAGUUGGUGACCCAGUUACCCCGGGCUCACCGCAAUGUGUUCCGAUACUUAAUGGCUUUUCUGAAGGAGCUGCUCAAGCACUCGCAAGACAACAGCCUAACAGCCAACCUCAUAGCCACCCUCUUUGCCAGCCUCCUUAUCCGACCGCCUCCCAACUUGUUGGUCAGGCAGACAUCACAGGACCGACAGAGAGCCACUGACUUCAUUCUGGGAUUCCUCAUGGCAGGAGAUGAGGAGUAACUACAGUCACUACUCCCUUUCAUCACUGGAACAGUUUUGAGUUGAUUCUCAACUCAUCCUGCGAGUUAGGAGAGGAACUGGACCCGUGUGACUCCAUUCACUUAUCAUUUUGCCUACUUUUGGAGAGCAUUGUUUUUUUUACCCCACCCUCCGUACCUUUACAGACUUAUGUUAAAAGUGUCCAAGAACCAGUUUGUACUUUCUCCAAGUGUGAUUUUACCAACUGUUACACUUAAAGUUUUGUUCAGCCUGGCUGCUGGAAUUGGAACGGAUGCCUCUGCACAUCUCUGUGACGUAAGGACGAGUACCUCCAUACGAAAGAGCUUUCUUACUGCAGGUGUUCAAGCCAAAAAGAGUGGCGGAUUAAUGGCUUGUAUGAAUGUAAAAACACUAUGUAUAAAUGCUACACAAAUGAUGCAGUUACACUAAAGUUAAAGUAGUUCCCUUACGUUUUAAGAAUCAGUGAAAAGGAGCAGACUGUUUUCCGCAUGAAAAUGGAAUGAUUGUGGACGUCUUGUCUCUAAGAAUGGUUAACACAAAUCAUGACAAUCAUUCACUGUGGAGCAGCUGAGGGGCACUUUAAGAAAUCUACAAGAAAUAUUUGCUGUCAUAUCUGUUGUAUUUUAACUGUUAUUUAUAUGCCUUCCUUAAACAAUCUGGACACCAGGUAAUCCAUGAUUUAUUUUCAGCUCCAUGUUAGUUUUAAAAGUGUAGGAGCGUAUUACUUUUUUUUUUUUUUUUUUAAAGGAUGUAUUGUUUAGUGCAUUUGUUGUUAAUGUUUGUGUUGGCUUUGUGUAAAUUUAACGAGCCUUACAUUGUGACUUGCUUGUUUCUCCGUGCUGAGUUACUCAAGUGAACGCGCACACUACUAAGUUCCUGGUCAACUGCAGUGAAGAUGAGUUGCCUACUGUGGUUCUUAAUUCUCUUUAAAUGGUGUGGAUAUAGUGAUUGUUCCCCUGUUGACCUAUGUGGAUGUUUGAGUCUUAUGAUGGUGCAAGUCUGUGCUGUCUGCAGUAUGUUUGUCCUGAAGGUCCAUGUUCAUGUCUAUACUUUGUUUCUAAUCACUGUUCUUUUAAUGUAGUUGCUGUUCUGGAACAUGCUGUUAUGGUCAAUUAUGGGAUUUCUUCCCCAUAUACAAUGAAUGGUUUAAAAGUAUUCACUACAGUUACGAUACCAAGUUCAGCAUUUCCAAGUAAAAGCUGAAGUUUCCCUGUCAUGCUCUAGAAUGUGAUGUGAUGUGCUGUAGUCAUGUGUUGCAUUAUUUAUCCCAUUCAUUAACAUCUGCAGAUGCAUCAGACACAACUGCACUUUCCUUUUCUUUUAUUGAAGCAGAGCUAUGCCAAAAAUACAGAUGUAAGAAAUUGUUUGUGGCCGUGCUAGAUUUUUAAGUUGAAUCUGGCACAGCAAUCCAUCAUUGCAAUUUAUUUAUUUUACUUCAUCCUAAGAAAAACUGCCCUCAUCACACAAAAUCUGUUGGGAUAAACUGUCCUUUUAAGUCUCAUGCCUCUGUAUCGGUUUAUGUUGUUGUGUGGAAUUGCUUUUUCUGUCAGUUCAUACAGUAAAGGUACACAAGGUGGAACAUGCACUUGUUUAACUUUAAGGUACUUUUAACAGAAAUAAAACUGUAAUUCUGUUGUCUUGCAA